Molecule: messenger RNA, 5396 nt
Organism: Porites lobata
Lineage: Eukaryota; Metazoa; Cnidaria; Anthozoa; Scleractinia; Poritidae
Source: the annotation of a GenBank genome assembly
AUGCUUCCACGAUGCCGAGAAGAAACAUUGGAGGCUUUCUGCGGGAGAAAUUCUACAAAAGGUGGGUGGUAACUAGUAUUGACGAGGAGAAGAAAAGCAUCAAUUUUACUAUAUCUUAGAAAAGUAUAAAUAAAAUGCAGCUGUGUAAAACAGCGUACGAAGAGGAUAGAAUAUUACAACGAGUAUUAGAAACAGAAAAAUCAUAAUAAUGAGUUUUAUGACAGUUCUUCCGCGAGUUGGUUCUUUAUACUUAGUCGAAUACAAUAAUGCUAACUUUUCUUUUUUUUGGAGGCCCCCCACAAUUUUAUUUCCUCCGUCGCGAUGAACAAUCGGUUUGAUUUUGAAGAGAUUCGUACAUGCAGUCUUGGAAAUUGAAUAACAACAAAACGUUUUAUUUCUUAGAACGCUCAUCAAACCUUCCUAUUAACAUAAAAAGGGACGUACUUGCAAGCUGGAGCGAACGAGAAAGAGAUGUUUUUACUCGACGGUACUAUCAUGAUUUGCUACGCUAACUCCUAGUUGUAGUAAUUAGCACACAUUUAGGCUAUGCGUGUAUCAAUCUGCAUACCAAAUAAGUAUUUAUGUUGAAAUGUUAAAACGACGAUUAAAAAUUGUGAGUUGAAGCACUGAUCACAUGUUGACUUGCUCGAUCUUGUUUGCCUUAGUGUACACACUGUUUUUUAACAUUUGAUCAAGAUUUGAAUAAAAUCAGGCCUAUAUUCCCUUGCCUCUCUGGGAUUCAUUUAAUUUAUUUAUUCAUUCAAUUAUCAGCACUAAAGAACUGUGCAAUUAAUGCCGUGAUUAUAGUCCAGUUUAAGGUUGAAACAAAUCUUCUCACUGUAGAGUGUAAAGAAGAAAGUUUGACUUUGGAUUGUAAAUUGAAGGAUCGCAAGUAUGUCCGAUAAACAUUCCAAACAAAGUAUUGAUGAUGACUUUUCAAUUCCACAGAUUCAUCAAGUUCGGGAAAGAUUUCACCCAAAUUGCUGAUUCUUUGCCAGGCAAGGUGAGACGUCUGGGUCAUUACAGUAAAGAGAUUAAGGGACUGUUUACAUGGAGGUGGGGUACCCCAGAUAGGUCAGGUAACCCGCUUAGGUGGGGCAACCCGCCUGUCCAUAUAAUCUCUCAUUUUAAUGUGAUCACGUUUGCAUGUUAGGUGGGGUAACCCACUACAUGUUACCUCACCAACCUGGGGUCCGCCACCUUCAUGUAAACAGGCCCUUAUAAGAUAAAGGAUUACUACAGUUUGGCAAAGGAACAAACAAAUUCAAUCUUUACAAAGACAAGACCCACUUGAUGCAACGCCAUUCCUGAUACCAAAAUUUAUUAAAUCAAUCAGUGAGCUGUUAGUAUUCUCAUGACAAUCCUUCGCACUUUGCAGACAGUGGCUCAGUGCAUUCAUUAUUACUACCUCACCAAGCAUCAAAUCCUUUACAAACAGGUAAGAAUAUCGAAGUAGACUUGAUCAGUGAAACAAAAUACAUCUAAUCACUUGACGCUGCUCUAGUUUAAACAGGAAAGGUGGCAAAACUAAAGCGCUGGAAGGAAAUUUGGGACUUGCCCGCAACUAUACGCAUAUAUAUUGUCUCACCGGACGAACGCGCUGGUAAUUAAAGAGAGCAAAAUGAAAGGGUACUUAAGUUAUUCAGUUCCACGCAUUGCGGACCUACCAAGCCCCUCCGAUUUGGCAACAACGAGUUAAACUUUUCCACUGGUAGAACGUCUUUAGGUACUACCUGAUCGAAUUUUAAAAUUAUUCGGUAUAAGCUCCACGUAAGAAUUUUGUUUUCGUUCCAAGUCGGUAAACCAAAUUAUUUAUCUGAAAUGACCCAUCCCCUCCCCCAGAAUAGUCAGCUCCACUCCACCCUCCUUUGGCAAUGAGUCACGCAUUUCUCGUCUUUGGUAGGAGACGACUUGCUACUUAAAACUAGAAGAAGCUUUGCCACAGGCAGCCCAAUAAUUAUUUUAAAUAGCCGUGAGUAAAAAUAACCAAGAUUACAGCAGCUUUUCUUUCCUUUCAUUUCAGUUACGAAAAAUGGCAAUUGAUGCGGAAUGUGAAACUCCUAUUGUUAAAGCCCGCGGUAUCGAGAAAGGAAAGAAAAAAGCUUUGGAUUGUUCUAGAAACGCUGAAAUUGAUAGGAACAAUGUAGGAGAUGUUUUGUGUUUUGAUAAAACAAGCUCCACAAUAGAUCCUGAACCAGGGGAUAGAACCAAAAAAAUCGGAGAGUUCUCAUUUGAGAGACUGGGGGAAAACGCUACAGAGGUCUUGAAAUCCAGUUUUAAACUGACGCCGAGAGACAUAUGCGGUGAGCAAAGAAAAAUCAAGAAAUCGAAAUUCUUAACAAAACUUUUGGCAAAUACUACGGCUCCACUAGGUGAGCUUUGCCGUAGAUACAGCUUAAAUAAAAGACAAGAAAACGGCAACGAAAUGACUUUUUUUGGAAGGGAGCCUGGUUAUUCCAUGAACAAAAAUCAUGAGGAUGAGCAAACAAUAGAGAAUCGUCAAAAUCACGAAAAUACAUACGGCAUGAUGCAGUAUCAUUGUUAUGGCGAGGGGACCGACGAUGAAAACUAUACAUCGAUAUCUUGCAGUGAUAAAAAACAGCGUUCAUCAAUAAACACGGCUGACGAGACUCUGGUUAUGACAGACUGGGUAGAGGCCAGUUCAUCUUACGAUGUCUUGUGUAACAAGGAAAAGGAGGCAAAGAACUUAGGAAUACUUUCCGGCAGUAAGGGAAUGUUGAAGAAGACACAGAAACACAAAGGCGGCGUAGAAGAGUGUCUUAGUGUUGAGAAUAAACCUCUGAAAGAGAUGUGCAAAACGAAACCUGAUAAAGGUCUCAAGGCGAACAUCUGUAUGGACAACACAAGAAAAGAAGCAAGAAUGAAUAGAAACAACAAUUUACAAGGCCUAAAAAAAGAAGCGAACGAAGCAAAGACGAAUCACUGUUCUAAUAACAAACUAAGUUUUCCUUACAGUCAAAAGAAAAGAAAGAUUGAAAACCUCAAAGAGAAAAGCUAUUUUUGUAAUGAAGGAAAGGUCAAGAGAUUCAAACCGAAAUUCGGCGGAGAUGACACUAGGAACAUUUCUUUAAAGAAACAAAGAUGUGAACUUGAAAAUACAGAUGUAGCUCAUUCAUCAGAGGCGUGCUCAGAUUCUGCUUUCCUACUGGUCAACAGCGAGCAUAAACUUAUGAUGACCGCUGACCAAACAAAAACGGGGCCUUGGAAUGCUUAUGUUCCUAUGACGCAGACUCAAAGUAAAGGGAAGGGCUCCAAAGGCUGUACCAGAAGUAAUUACAUGAACAUCUUUAACAAUAAAGCACGCUUAAAUCAGGGAUGGAAUGAGACUUCUGAACAACAACACCAAAGGAAUUUUGAACUCACAGAAGAAGAAACCGCUCAUUUACAGCCUCAGAGUAACGUUUUGCAAAGGGCUGUCACCUCUUGCGAUAACAAGAAGAUAAACGGACCACUCAAAGAAAAGCUAUCAUUAGAGAACAAAAACAACCGUAGCUGCGCUAAACAAUCAAAAAACAUGAAAAAUCAAGGUUCUUGCGCUCCAAGUAAGACUUACAACAGAACGCCUGAUAAAGAGACCCAAAAUAGAGUAAAGACACAACCCACCACUCGUCAUGCAAACAUAGUUAGUGCUGGCACACAAACGUUCGAUUUAGCUUCUGUUUUAUAUGAUAUUAAAUCAGCAGAAUGCAAAGCGCAGACCAGUGAGCACGCUAAGCCUUACGCCGGCGAUAAUAGAAUGACAUGUGUUAAGUCAAAACGAUCAAAAGAGCGGGCAACGCAUAAGCUUGCAAGGGCUGGGGAAACAUCUCACGGUCAUUUAGCCCACCAGUUACGUAAGGAUUGUACAGUUUCCAUAGAAACCCAACCUUUUGCUCAUAGAAAUACAAAUCAAAGCCAAGUUAAAGUCGUGCUGAAUCAGCCUACCACCUCAAAGGAUCUAAACUACUUACACAACCACGACAGUUCAAAUCCAAACUACAGUGGAAACACGGAUUUUCGGGGAAAUUGUGUAAAGGAAAACAGGUUGGAAGCCCCCCAAAAAAGCUUCAUUGACACAAUUAUGGAAGCAGCAAAAUCGGCAGCAAAACCUUCGAUAAAAGUCAACCAAGGACAAACUAGUACUAAAGAUAAUGUUGUCAAAGGAACUAAGCGAAAAUUGUCAUGCGAAUAUUUGAUGAGAAGGCAGUUAAAAAAGGAUUCAUAAAUAAUCCUAACAACGAUAAUCGGCAGGUUCAGGAGGUUUCUAAGGGGAAAAUACCAGCAAAUAACAAAUUCCUGGCAGAAAAUUCUGGUCCAAUUGACAAAUACCAGAAUAUUAUGGCGGAAAAAGUGGACUACAGGUGUUACGGAUCAACAAGGAGCAGUGAGGAACAUCACUGGUUGGUUGAAAACUUUUCGAGCAGGAAAAUGUCUUCCUAGUCACAGUUGCAAAAAUUAUGACCACGAAACACUGCUGUUGGAAUAAAGGUGCUGUUCUUGAAUUUUCUUUUGAGUCAUAAUUCGAGUUCAAAUUCCAAUCAAAAAUUAUUUGCUCUGGCUCAUCUACGAACUUACGCGUUGAAAGCAUACCACCAGGUGACAGUCAGUUUACAAAAGGGGAGAAAUGAUGAUCUCUCCAUGUCUCAGCAGCGGGGCUACCAGUAACAAGAACCUUCCUCCCUCCCCCCCCCCUCUGUCCAUUGUCCACUAUGCUCAUGCGCAAGCUCGCAACUUGUGCGACUUUCACUAAAGAGGAUCUUAAUGAAUUUGUCGAUUUUGCGCACGUUUGGCCAUAUUAUAAGUCAGUUAUUGGCAACGCGCGCCUUUCCACCAAUAAUGGUCUUUGGCUUUGUCCUUUUGUCAUUGGCCAAUAUCAACUCAAUAUCACCAGGCCAUUUUGACGUCAACCAUAGUGCAAUACUACGUACAGAAUUCAUAGUACGCCAGUAUGUGAGUAUAACGGGAAGAAGGUUUUUCGAAGAUUUAGUUUGGGAAACCAUCUUUUGCGGCGUAGUUCCAGGUUUCUUUAUUUCAGCACAACAAACAUGCACACUAUGAUAUGCAUUACAGAAAAGAAUCACAGAGAAACUUAAGGGCGAUUGAGUUCCAAAUUUUGGGCUAAAAGCAGAGCUUAAAUUAACUAACUAUUCUCAAACUUUCUAGGAACUCUAAAAGAAAGACAUCACUGAAGCCAUUCUCUCGAAAGGAAAACAAAGCAUGUUGCUUUUUAUAUAUUUUUUGACAAUACAAUUACGAGUUGAGGUGAAUUUGCAGUCGUUUCCUAUACUGGUUAUCGAAGGCCAAAGACACGCAAACUCAACCAUUACCACGUUUGUGUUUUCUUUGAUUCGAAAACCAAUCGGCUUACAUAGCCCGAUCUAAGUGACACCUUUUGA